AUGCUAGAAUUUAUUUAUGAGGAUAUAAUACUUAAGUACCAUAAAUUAUUUAAUGAGGAAUACUAAGAUGCUGAUGACUUUUCUAUUAUUGAGCAGAAACUUUCAAAAGCUAGAUAGUAAACUAAAAUCGAAAGAUUAGAGUUUUAUCUUUCAACAUUCUUUCAUCAUUUGAAAAUUGAUGGAUCUAAUUUGGAGAUAGAAAUAUAUAAAAAAUCAUCUUCAUUAAAUGACACUUUGAGUCCUUAGAGUCCAUCUAGUGAUGGAUAGUACAAAUAAACUAUAAUAAGAUACAUAAAUACAUUCAACAAGGAAUGCUUGAGACUGGAGAACUAUGAUUUCAAGUUACUCUUUUAGAAAGUAAGACCUAAGAUGCUGAUGCAAAUGUUUGUUUCACUUUUGCAUGAAAGAAAAAUAAUAUUAAUCCAUAAUGAGGGUAGCAAAAAUGCAAUAUUAAUUGAAACACUAAUCAGUUUACUCUAUCCCUUACAAUGGAAUUUCACUAAUAUAUCAUACAUGAUUCCUAGUAUGGUUGAAUAUCUUGAGGCGCCUUUCCCUUACAUAGUUGGAGUACCGAGAGAACUCUGGAAACAUAUUUACGAGUAAAAAUGGGAUAUUCUUGGUGAAGAGGUUGUAGCUUUCGACAUUGAUAAUAACAAAGUCUACGAGAAAGAGGAAUUACCCGACUUUCCAUAGCCCUAUACUCAACUUCUGAUUAAAUAGCUUGAAAUUCAACUAGACAAAAGCAAGUAGAUGUCUAAUAGAGGAGGGUAAAACUAGUCCUUUGAGAUGCAAAGAGAGGAAGAAAGAUUUUGGAAUAAUUUUACUCUAAAAGUGAAACAGUAAUUUCUAAACUUUCUUAUAUUUCUGAUCAAUACUUUUGAGAAUUUCUACGUUAAAAAGGGAGAGUCACCAAACCAUAAUCAUGCAAAUCAGACUAUUGGAAAUAGGACUGCUGAUUCAACUCUUGAUUCCUCAAGAUAACCUAAUGCUAAUGCAUUCUCGAACAAUGGUUCAGCUAACGACAUUUUCAACUUUGAUGAAUAUGUGUAAAAUGUGAGGGAAAAUUAGUCAUUUUUCGAAAAAUUUGUCAGAACUUAAGCCUUCAUCAACUUCAUAGAGUAGGCUUAUUACGAAGAAUAGGGAAAUCUUAGUGAUGCUUCAAUUAGAUUUUUCAAAGAAUGCACUAGAAAACUGUCAAAAGAAAACUUGCAAUCAGUUAGAGCUAUGCAAGAUAACAUGAUUUCAGGAUUAAUGCAUAAGUUUAACGAUAGAAAUAUUAGUUAUUCCAUCAGUAAAUGCUACUUGAUAUACGAAAAAUCAUUGAAAAUAGAGGCAGCCCAUGAUAAAUAUAAUUCAAAGAAUAAAAGUAACUUUGGUUUGAUCUAGUAACUCAACCAUAACAAGAUAAUUAAAAUGACAUCCUUUGAUCCUACUUAGCUUAUUUAAAAACGAUUCAGUAAGGGUUAGGAUAGCAUGUAUGAAUUUCAUCGAGAUAAAGCAUAAAUGAACAAAAAUAAGUCGAAACAGAAUUAAGACUUUAUUAGCGAUAUCAAUACAUUGGGGCCUCCCAACAAUAAUCAUUAGUAAAAGUUCAAUUAGCUAUAACUAGCUGAGUAUUUCACAGUGCAAGCUACUCCAUAAAAUAAUGGGACUAAGAUCAAUUUGCAAAUGGAAAGCGAACUAUCUAAAAGUAAUUUAUGCAUGACAGCAUAGCAUAUAAAAAUAGAAGACGACGGCCAGAUAUCUGAAGAUAGUAAGAUUAUCAAUCCUGAUAAGCUGAUAGAAGAGGAAUCUAAUGAAAAUUCAUCAGAAGAGAAAGAUGGAACUGGCUUGCUCGGAUUUUUUAAGAAAACCUUUUCAAGUGUAAAGAAAACAUUCGAAAGUACAUUUAAUCCUAAUUAAGUUAAAUCGAAAUCACAAACAAGGCCUGCUGCACUAAGCUCACAUAGUGUAGGAAGACAAGCUUUGAUGACUCCAAAUCCUCUUGUCUAAGAAAAGCAUUAAGAUGACUCUCCUGAAAUUAAUAAGAAAAAUAAUCAAUCGAGAGUUCAGAAUAGGGCAGCCAGAAGCUAGACAUUUCAUGUAUAAUAGUCAAUUAAUCCUUCGGAAAAAGAUUAACCUAAAAGAGAUAGAAAGAACAACAACUCUUUCCUUGCAAAUCUAUGGAACCUAGGUUCAAGUAAAAAGAAUUAAAUGCCACCUGAGAAUCUCUCAUAAAGAUAAGUCAGUGUUAGUCCCAAAAAAUUAUUGCAUGAAGAAAAAAAAGCCCUAUUUAAAAACGAAAGGAACAGAACCUUAAAUGGUAGUGGGUUUUUCAUUUUCAAUGAAGAAGAUAUGAAGAGCAUGACAGAAAUGUCCCCUUAAAAUUUAAAUAAAAAGAGCAUCACAACUACCCACAUAGAAAAAGCAUAAAUUAAAUUUGACUACAAGCAGGUAGAAGGUUAAUUAAGUCAAAGAUAGCAGCCAAGAGUCAAAGGUAUGCAAAUCUAAGACACUUAUUUGAUUAAUAGAAUGAGAUCUAUAAGUUACCAAAAUAACUUAAGACAAAUCAGCUCAAACCACAAUAGUGGCUAAAAGACAGUCAAACUUCUUGACAAAAACGAUUCAAACAAUAAUUCACAGAUCAUUCAAGAAUAGUAGCUAAACUAUAAGACCAGUGUUGAUCUUGGAUUUAAUAGAUAAACUUUCGCUGCAAAUUCAUAAAGUUUCAGUCCACUUGAAGCUCCGAAUGAAACUCGCAAUGCGCUUGAAUCCUAAGAUGACAACUCAACAAAUCAAAUUGUAUUUAAUCUCAAUAAUAUCAGCACUAAAGACUUUAGAAGUUUCAGGCAUACUCCUAUACUCUCUAAUUAGCUUUCAGGAAAGAAAGAUUCAAAGGAAGUCAAGAACGAGUUUGAGGAGAUCUAUAAGAAAAGCACUGAAAAUCUAUUCUAUGUGCCACCGUCAAGGACCCUUGAUAUUAGCUAAAAGGAAAGAAAUAACAUUUGGAAAUCUCAAACAAGUAAAUUAAACCUAAAAAAUGCAGCUUCUAAGCCACCUAAACAUUAGCACUAAUUAGUGAAAAAGAAUAAUGGAGUUUAAUAGACAAAGUUUAAUAAGAUAAUGUCAUCUACACCUAAUAAUAAUCCUUCAAAGCCAGCGAAUAAGGAUGAUAAACUUAUACUGUAAAGAUCGUAAAACAGUGAGCUUUACAACGAUAGAAAUUCCACUGAUGAGGAUAUGAAACCAAUUUAUGGAAAGAAUUUGAAUCAAUUCGAAAAUAUCAUGUAGAGCAAGCACUUUGAAAAGUAAAAUAUUAUAAAUCAGCAUUCUAGCUCAAAUAGCAUAAAAAGAGCUGGGUCUAAUCAUAACUCAAAUAAUGCGAGCAACCUUCUAAGCAACUUCAAUGCUAACCCAAACUUUUCAAUGAACCAAAUCUCAAAAACCCUUUCUCGGUUUCAGCAGUCUCAUAAAAGAUAAAUAUCUAGUGGAAUGCAAAAUGUCUUUGUAAAGGGGGAAACGAAUAUUCCUUUAAGCAGUCCAGUUCUUGAAAACAUUGAACCUGAUGAAGACAAUAAAGUUAAGCAAAAUAAAUAGAUAGAAAGUCUGCAAAUAGGAAGAGCAAGAAAGAAGUCUAACUACAAAGGAACAUAUAAAUCGGGAGCAAGUAACCUGCAAUCAAGGAAAGCUAGCAAUAACAUCAGUGCUUUAAAUUCCUAUUCUUAAGGCCAGAGUUCUAUAAAUAAUAAUCAUAAAGCUUAUCUUCCAGGAAUCCCAUAGAAUAAACCAGGGGUAAGCUCCAGGCCAAACUACCAAAAAUAUCCAUCUAAGAUGACUGUGACAAGAAUGAAUCCUAAGAAAUCCAACAAUAAUGUAGCAUAAAAUCCUGCAGCUAAAAAAGGAGGACAAUUUAAUCAGCUUAGAGCUUCAUAAAUGAGAGAUGACAAUGCUGAGAAUGAACAAGCAAACAUUAUGAAUUAGUCUAAACUGAAUUACUCUCAUGUUCAAGCCAAGACUGUAUAAAGUUCCUCCUAUUCCUCAUACCAUAGUUAGCUGGAGAGCUUGCACAAUGAAUCAAUGAUCAAUAUUAACAAUAGUAAGAUAGAAAUUCAGAAGCAUAAUAGAGCUGAAGAUAGUAAAGUAGGUCAGCCAAACUCACAAAUACAUUUAAACCAUGAGCAAUUAGACCACUCAAAUAUUCAUGAUGACUCCUACGUAUCGUAGAAUUCAUAAAGUGAAGGAUGCAAUAAUCAUAACAGCUCCUCUUACAUCAAUGUGAUAAACCAGAGUAUAGACUUUAGAGAUAGUAAAAAGGGCGACUUCUUCAGAUUAAGAAGUCAGGCAGCAGUAGUAUCGCCAACUAAUAAUGUUGGCAAAACAAGCAUGACUUAAAACUUAGCACUUGUGAGCUAACACAUGAGUGAUGCAAAAGCAAAGGAUUUCAGUAAUGAAUUAAAAUCUAACUAUCAAUCAUUUGGCAAAGUGUAAUCUAUGGUAUAAGGAGUAAACAUGGGCUAUACCAGUAAGUAAGUCAUUAUGAAAGAAAAUGAAGAGGAAAAUGAGGAUUUGUCUAAUCUAGGCAUCGUUAUUCAUGAAUAGAAUGAUCAAAGAUAGGAAUUGAAUAAGAAGGAUAAUGUAAAGAAAACUAAUGGUAGAGUGCAUUCUCUAAGUCAACAUUAAAAUUACUUAGGCUUAAAGAUUGAUAAGAUCAAUUCUAGUCCAAUAACUAAAGCCAAUUAAAAUAAGUUUACAAGUGAAGUUAGUAUGUUCAAUCUAAACAUCAAUAAAUAUUUGCCCAAUUAAGAAUGCAAAACUUAAGCGAAUUAGUCACAAAAAUCUCUAUUGAGUCUGAAUUAAAACAUUACUAAUUUCCACAAUAGCAAAAAACAAAACCCUCCAAUAGGCAAUAGCAGAUAUGAAAAGUAGGAUUUAAGCGGAAAUAUCAGCAUAAACCUUAGCAAUAAUAAUGAAAAACAAAAAGGUCAUCAAAUGAGGGGCCCGCCCAUGUAAUAAGCCAGAUAGAACAUGAAGCCACUUAAUAAGAUUACAUGGGAUGCUUUCAAUUAGAUAGCCAAACUUUCAGGAGAUGUUGAUCAUGAACCACAUACACCUUAGAGUGCUGGCGUUGGAAAUAUGAGUGACUGUGAAGACACUGAUUGA
Messenger RNA from Stylonychia lemnae, 5139 nucleotides. The record is from the annotation of a GenBank genome assembly. NCBI's taxonomy places the organism in Eukaryota, Ciliophora, Spirotrichea, Sporadotrichida, Oxytrichidae.